This is a messenger RNA of Aspergillus pseudotamarii, 2709 nucleotides long. RefSeq lists its product as uncharacterized. Bases 235 to 2190 code for a protein of 651 amino acids. The record is from RefSeq and is a predicted model, not a curated record. NCBI's taxonomy places the organism in Eukaryota, Fungi, Ascomycota, Eurotiomycetes, Eurotiales, Aspergillaceae. The transcript is spliced from 2 exons.
GUUUGAAUCCCCUCAGCAGCAUGAACAGUCUGAACAAGUCUGAGUACCUACGAGUUUGAACGGUCUAAGCGGCUUCAAGUAAAACAAGGUGACCGUAAGCUAGAUUUAGUCCGCUGUGGUAUGCCACGUCACAUGAUCAAGCAACCAUCCCCCAAAAGAGACUAGACGAUAUGCUCGCCGUAAAUAAGAAGCCCAACCUCUCUUCCUCUGCCAUGCUCUGCACUGUCAUCAACAAUGCGUCUCAUUCACACAGAGCGGUUGCAGCUUGAAGAAUUCGCAGAUGAAAUCCCGCCUUAUGCGGUUCUUUCGCACCGAUGGGGUAAGGAAGAAGUGACGUUCCAAGACAUCCUCCUCAGCCGGAGCCAUGGUACGGAGGGCUACCGAAAAGUGGAGAACAUCUGUAAAGUAGCCAACCAGGAUGGCUUCGAGUAUGCUUGGAUUGACACCUGUUGUAUCAACAAAGACAGCAGCGCUGAGCUGUCCGAGGCAAUCAACUCAAUGUUCAGAUGGUACGAAUCGGCGGAACGGUGUUACGCUUACCUACGGGAUGUCUCUCUGGAAGAUGAUCAAUCUGAUUUAUCAACCAAAGUUAGAAACAGUGAAUACUUCAAACGAGGCUGGACCCUUCAAGAGCUCAUUGCUCCAUCGGACGUGCGUUUCCUUGCAGAUGACUGGAGUGAGAUAGGAUCCAGGGAAUCUUGGUGUACCUUGAUACAUAGCAUCACCAACAUAGACGAAUCGAUACUGAGAGGCUCAGCACAGUUGUCCGAUUUCAGUAUUGCCCGGCGAAUGUCAUGGGCUUCAGGGAGAAAGACGACACGUGUUGAGGAUACAGCCUACUGCCUCAUGGGGAUAUUCCACGUUAACAUGCCAUUGCUCUAUGGAGAGGGAGAGAAGUCUUUUAUACGACUGCAGGAAGAGAUUAUGAAGGAGUCAGCCGACCAGACACUUUUCGCAUGGAAACCACGCGAAUCAUCAGACAGAUCUGCAACUGGUCUUCUUGCGCGAUCGCCUGAUGAUUUCAAGCAUUCUGGAGAUAUCAUACCUUUCUACUUUUCAAAGAAAGAUUCUGCUCCGUUCUCGGUAACUAACCGGGGUAUAAGGCUACAUCUGCCCCUAUACCACAACUUACUAAUAAAGGAUGUACUUAUACUUGAGUGUCAGGAUACCUCAGAAAGUCACAUAGCCCUUGUGGGGAUAUAUCUGCUGCCCAGCCAUGGCGGCCAGUUGCAAUAUAUGAGAUAUAACUCUGGGUUCUGCAGAAUUCCUCUGUGGAGAAUACGUCAUGCCAAGCCUCAAACGAUCUAUGUGAUGAAGACAUCCAUUGGCAAGGGAGGGAGCUCUUUGCUGCAUGAGCGUAAACCUUAUCGCUACACCGAAUCCCGUCUCCGCAAAGAGUUAUCGCAGUCAGGAGAGCGCCCGAAAAAGCUAAUCCUGUGUUUCGAUGGAGGGAGCCAUAAGCAUGGAGCGAAUCAUCAAUCUAACAUCGAGAAAAUUCAUAACAUGCUUUAUGGCACAAACGGCUCCCAGCUUUGUCACUACCAACGAGCUAACUUCAGCCGCCCUGACGACUUUAAAGCAUGUAUGGGUGAUGGAUAUAGUUGGCUCGUAGAUCAUUAUAACGUUGGGGAUGAGAUAUUUCUUUUCGGCUUUUCUAGUGGGGCUUACAUAGCUCAAGCACUCGCAAGGAUGGUCGACUAUAUUGGAAUCUUACCUGACAAUAACGGGGUCUUUCUGGAUGCCUGGGACGUGUACCAAGGCUGGAAUAACUAUGCGCUGAGGGCCGAUGUUGAUGAAAUGUGGGAGGAGAGAGAGAAUUAUUUUCGAAUGAAAGGUUUUCGGGAAAAGCUCAGCAAGCCAGCCAACAGAAUCCCAUUUCUUGGUUUAUUCGAUGCUGUCGUUGUCAAAUCCAAAUAUCUCGGUAGAGAAGGAAAACGAAUCUCUACAGGCACAGAAAUUUCGAAAUCAGCCAAUACUAUCUGCCAUGCGGUCUCAAUAGAUGACUGUCAGGCUGAAUUGCGUCCGGUUCUCCUGAAUGAAGAGACCGGUGAUAGACUACGUACGAGAGGAAUCAAGCAAGUCUGGUUUCCAGGUAGUCAUGCUGUGAGUAUUCUGUUUGUCUAUGAACCCUCCCUUUCUUUUCUUUUCUUCUCUUCUUCUUCUCUUCUUCUUCUCUUCCUUUGGUACUAACUUCAACAGGACAUUGGGGGCCUCGUACCACUAGACUCCGAUGAGACUUGGAGUCUCAGCCACAUCCCGCUGGUUUGGAUGGUCCGCGAGGCCAUAAAUGCCGGUCUGUCUUUCAGGCUCACGACGCAGUUUGGAUGCGAUGAGCAUACGCAGGUCAGCCCACUAGAUCUGACCAAGAUACUGGACAGUAACAGUUUAAGCGGCCAGUAUAAUGCAUUUACAGUCAGUCCAGGGACAAUCUUCUCUAGCAGCCAGUUGAAGGACUCUUUACAUCUGGCAUCCACACAAGGCCACCUGCACAGCACCGUGAGCCACAAACACACAAUCAAUCAAACUAUCACCCGCGCUCUUCGUGACCAUACUGCAUAUCGACGGUUAACCCUCACGAAGCGCCGAAAGCUCCCAAUUUACGCCAAACUGCAUAUUUCUGCUAUCCAUAGAAUGGACGCGGAGUCUACCCAUUACCGCCCAGCUAAUCCGAUCAUGAACCGCGACCCGGGUAGAACAAUAACCUUAUAU